This is a messenger RNA of Mesorhabditis spiculigera, 289 nucleotides long. NCBI's taxonomy places the organism in Eukaryota, Metazoa, Nematoda, Chromadorea, Rhabditida, Rhabditidae. The record is from the annotation of a GenBank genome assembly.
CAAGAUCGUCGAGCUGGAGGAGGAGCUCCGUGUCGUCGGUAACAACCUGAAGUCGUUGGAAGUGUCGGAGGAGAAGGCCCUGCAAAGGGAAGACUCCUACGAAGAGCAGAUCCGCGCCCUCAGCUCCAGGCUGAAGGAGGCCGAGUCCCGCGCCGAGUUCGCCGAGCGCUCCGUGCAGAAGCUGCAGAAGGAGGUCGACCGGCUCGAGGACGAGCUGGUGCACGAGAAGGACAGGUACAAGAACAUCUCCGAGGAGCUCGACCAGACCUUCCAGGAGCUGUCCGGCUAC